Molecule: messenger RNA, 3427 nt
Organism: Rhinichthys klamathensis goyatoka
Lineage: Eukaryota; Metazoa; Chordata; Actinopteri; Cypriniformes; Leuciscidae
Gene: znf618
Product: zinc finger protein 618
Exons: 14
Coding region: 519-3047 (842 amino acids)
Molecular function (GO): protein dimerization activity
Source: RefSeq, a predicted model, not a curated record
CAUAAAGGCAUUGUGUGAAAUUAAUGGAUUUGCAAACUGAGAACCUGCCCUAGCAUGAUGGCGGAUGAGUGUGUCCGUGGGGCAGACCGCAACAUUUCAAUAGCAUCGAGACAUCGGGAAGAGAAGAAGCAAAUUCACUGAAAACAAUUUCUGGAGCUCUGUUUCUAGAAGAGAGAGAGAAAGAGAGAGAGAGAGAGAGAGGAAAAAAAUGCCCCGGAAAGACCCGCUCGUUUCGUCAUUUUGAGACCCGAAGGGGAGGAUUUCUUCAUUCCCAGAAAAUUUCUCCGCAUGACCCGCAUCAUUUUGGGAGGAAACAAAGUGGCGCGCGCGUCUUUCCUCAUUCACAAAUGAUACAAUGUAACGGGCGCUUUGAUCGCAAUCAUCCGGAGCUCGUGUUUGUGCGCGCGAUCUUCCUCUUGUUUGGCUGAACUCGGGAGAGAGAGAUCUAGAAGAGAGCGGUGACUCCUCGAGCUCUGCACCACAAGUUUCCUUUGCUCUUGCUGAGCAGUCGUGGAGUCAUGAGUUGUCAGGAGGUUCCUAACCCCAGCCAGGAGCCGAAGGACACAGCUGUGGUCCCGACUGAGGCAGGAGCCACGCAAGCGGUCCCGACAACCUCCCCGAAGCUUCCCUCGGUCACCGUAAAGACCGAGGUGGCGUCCACCGCCGAGUCUGUGGCCAGUAACGGCAAAGCGAGUGACGGGAACAUACCGGCUGAGAUCUGUGUGGUUUUGGGGAGCUCUCGCAACUCGCAAACACAAGGCUCUUACAUCUGUGGAGUAUGUGGCAAGAAGUACAAAUACUACAACUGCUUUCAGACGCAUGUCCGAGCUCACACAGAGGCCGAGGGUACGGCUUCAGGAGAAGGAGCAUCUCUGGGAAUCAAUAGUUCUUUCCGUUAUACAUGUGACGUAUGUGGGAAAAAAUACAAGUACUACAGCUGUUUUCAGGAGCACCGAGACCUCCAUGCUGUUGAUGAUCCAUAUGACCAUGUGAUACCCGUAGAAGACCUAAAAGAGGAGACUGAAUCAUACCAGAAAAUGGGACCAAAAACCGGAAGUUACACGUGUGAGUAUUGUGGGAAACAGUACAAAUACUUCAACCCCUAUCAGGAGCAUGUGGCUCUUCACGCUCCGAUGAAAGGAACUUAUGGCCUUAAAAUGGAAGGGAAAAUGUCUAGCCAGUCCGGCCAGUCCAGUCGCGCAGACGUCAACAAUUCCCAGAACUCCAGUGAUACUCCAAACAGCCGGACCUAUGCUUCCCUCCCCAGCCCUCAGAAAACCUACACGUGUGGAGCCUGUGGAAUUCAGUUCCAGUUCUACAACAACCUCCUGGAGCACAUGCAGUCCCACGCUGAAGAAAAGAAAAGAAUAAGUUUGGAACGACAUGAGGCUGAUAAUGAGAACCAUGUUAAAGAUGAUUCUCCGAAGCCUUCCCAAGCGCCUGUGGCCACACAGGAGCAGAUGUGGAAAUCUCCUCAGCCGGCACAACAGAGGAACCACGUACCACCGUCUUUUCAGAACAGAUUACUCCCAGAAAAGGAGAGACAACAAGUGGCUGAACGUCUACUGAGAGUAAUGUGCGUAGACCUUGGCCUUCUUGGCGUACUCAGCAGCAAAGACUUCCUAAAACUUGCGCAGACCCUGGUGGACACGGGUUCACGCAAUGGGGCAUACUCCAUUCGUGAAGCCCUGGGAGAUAUGAGCUCGCUGGCAUUAAAACAGCUCCCCCGUAUGUACAAUCAGGUCAAAGUGAAAGUCACCUGCGCACUGGGUUCCAACUCUUCCUUGGGCAUUGCAGUGACCUGCCAUUCUCAGACUAUAGGACCAGACUCCUGCUAUUUGCUUACAGCGUAUCAAGUAGAGGGUGUGCGACUCCGACGCUAUGUGCUGGGACUCAAGGAGGCCUCUUUAAGGGAAAGUCCUGAGCAGAUACACCACUGGGUCCAGAAUGUUCUGUCGGAGUUUGUCAUGUCAGAAAUCCGUACAGUCUACGUGACAGAGCCGCGCUUGUCUUCGCUGGCCUUUUGCGGUCGCACCGGAGUUGGCCUUCGCUGCGCAGGGUGCUCUCUAACAGCCACGGUUCAGGCUGUUCUCGGUCGUCGCAGCCUGCAAGCACGAGGGCUCCAUGAACUAGGUGAGCUUCUGGCUACGUGUCGCGACAUUGCUGCAACGACCAGCUUCAGUAAUGAAGGGAAAGCUGGGGAAGAGUCUACUGCUCCGCCCUGUUGGGAUUCAGUCGCGGAGGCUUUGCUCAAGGUUCACGAGAACUUCGAGGCCACUUGCGAAGCGUAUGGCCGUUCGAAGAGCACAGUGCCACUAUUGCAAGGCCUGAAUAAGCACCUUCUUGGCACGCUUGCGUGUUUGCUUGCGCCGCUAAGACAGGCAGCGCAGGAGCUGAGUGUGGAACGCUCCCCAACGAUCCAACACGUCCUUCCCGUCUACCUCCGUCUUGAAAAACUUUUCACCUCUAAAGCCGGUGAAGUGGGUGCUGGCAGUAAGCUUUGCCACUACUUCCUAGAAGCCCUGAAGGAGAACUUCAAAGUGGAACGUAUCCAUCAGGUUGCAAUGAUCCUGGAUCCGCAGCUGAAGCUGCGGCCAGUCCCCGCGUACCAGCACGAGGAUAUUAUCUCAAGGGUGUGUGACAUGGCUGCUAAUAUGAGGGAUGUGGGGAGCGGUGGUUCUGGAGGUACCUCUGUGGACGAGCGGGAUGGCGAAGGGCUGUCAGCACCCAAGCGUGGCCGUCUGGACUGUGGAUUAGAGAGGCCAUCGUGUGAUGCUGAAGAGCCACAGGUACGAAAAGAGUUGUUCCAGUACCUCGGCGAGCCACUGUUCAGUGGCACAGGUGACCUGCUGCAGUACUGGAGUUCGGUCAUGGACAGAUACCCCAGGCUGUCGCGGUUAGCGCUGUGGUUGUUGGCUGUACCGGCUGUAGCUGUGCAUGGGGAGUGUGUGAGCAUCUGCGAGCAGACCUUAGCCAUGAAGAAAAAGCAGCAGGUCUCUGCGGAGGAGAUGAACAAGCUGGUCUUCCUCAAGAGUAAUUUUGCUUGAGACGGCUCAGGGCUUUCAGCUAAUGGCACCAUAGACUGUUUGAAAUGGAGACUUUUUGAAGCAGAUGUACCGUCACUUCUCUUUACCCCUUCCGAAAAUCUUGAUUUACCGUAAGUGUCUAUCAAUGUGGCACAUGAUAGAGAUUUACAAAGGAAAGGUACAUUGACAAUUAAUUCUCAAACACCCCCUCAGUCCAUAGCUUGGCUUUGGCAAGGACAACAGAGCAACUCGAUGAAAAUACAGUCUGCCCGUGGACACGGAUGUGAACUUGUGUUUUCGAUGUUUCGGUUGAACUACCACUUAAAAUUGUGAUGUUUUUAACAGUAUGUGGUUCGUCCAUCCUUCUUUUCUUUCUGUGAACCCAUCUGAAAUUCAGUUAA